UGGGGUAACGUCUGCCACCAUUUUCCAACGGCUGCACGUGUGGAAAGGUUUUUUGAGAGUUUUGUCUGCAGUUUUAGCUCUAAUUUUCUCACCAAACAGCUUGCAGCAUGAGUGAUCUUGACGAGGCAGCUGUUAAGAAGCUCAAAGUAACUGAAUUAAGAGCAGAGCUACAAGCUCGAGGCCUAGACUCGAAGGGAAACAAGCCCGUUCUUGUUGAACGAUUGCUUGAAGCGAUUUCCAAAGUCGGCGAGGAAAAUGGCGAGGAAGCUAUGGAAGAAAGCGCAGCUGAAACGCAAGCAGAGGUCACAGAAGAGAAAGAAGAAACUGCUGCUGAGCAAAAUAAAGAAGAGGAUGUAGAAGGAGAAGAAGCGAAAGCAGAGGAAACGGCGCCAGAGGCCGACGAAGCGAAGGAUCCCGAACACAGUGAACCGGUCGCUGUCCCAACAGAAGAGACGCCUUCUGUGGAAGUAUCUCAAGAGACCACUGAAGCUUCUGAAACGGCUCCGAAAGAAGAAAGCGCGACAGAAAAGCAGGAAAAUGUAUCACAAGCAGAGGAAGCCAUGGAAACUAACGUCGAUGCUGCAUCAACUUCGCAAACAGCGGAAGGAGAGAGUGCAGAUAAAGACAAGGAUGCUGAUGAUGAUGUAGAGAUUUCUACCGAGGCCAGUAGAGUUGAACCCGAGGAUGAGGAGAUUCAGCUAGACGACUCGUUAGUCGUCUUGGACAAAUACAACUGCGACUUGCAUCUGAAAGUUGCCCCAGACGGCCUGAGUGGAAAGCCGUUAGAGGAUGAAGGGUUUUCAUAUCUUCUUGCUGGUGCUAGAGCUACUUGGGGUGCUACUAAAGGAAAGGUUUGCUUUGAAUGCAAGGUGACAUCACUUGUGUCUGUAGACCUGCCUGAUGCUGAGGACCCCAAGAAUGUUGUGAGAGUUGGCUGGUCAACUGAUUCUACCAGCCUUCAGCUUGGUGAAGACAAGGUGUCCUAUGGCUAUGAUUCAUCUGGCAAGAAAGCACUAGACUCAGAGUUUACUGAGUAUGGACAAACGUUUGGUGCUGAUGAUGUAAUUGGGUGCUAUCUGGACUUGGAGAGUGAUCCCAAGACAAUUUCAUUCAGCAAAAAUGGUGAAGACCUUGGAGUGGCAUUUGAACUGACUGAAGAUCUGGAAGACAAGGCUCUACACCCUCAUAUACUCAUCAAAAAUGCUGAGUUUAGUGUCAACUUUGGAUCUCAGGAAGAGCCAUGGUUCCCAGCAAAGGAAGGGUAUACCUUCAUUCAGUCCGUUGGUGAAGAGUCUUUGGUACAUGGCACAAGAGGGCCAACAACUAAGAAAGAGUGUGAGGUUAUCAUGAUGGUUGGGUUGCCUGGUUCAGGGAAGACCACUUGGGUUAAUAAGCAAGUCAGUGAAAACCCAGACAAGAAAUACAAUGUGCUUGGGACAAACUCUAUCAUGGAGAAAAUGAAGAUCAUGGGUGUUGCUAGGAAGAGAGAUGUGGGUGGAUACAGUAAGUUGAUGGACAAGGCAGCAAAAUGUCUGCACCGUUUGUUUGAGCUCGCACCAAGUAAGAAGAGGAAUUACAUUCUGGACCAGACCAAUGUGUACCUUUCUGCACAAAAGAAAAAGAUUCGACCUUUUGAGGGAUUUAACAGACGAGCUAUUGUGUGUAUUCCUACUCAAGAAGAUCUUAAAAAGAGAACUGAGGACAGAAAGAAGGAAGGCAUUGAACUGCCUGAGAAUGCUGUCAGUGACAUGAAAAUGAGUUUUACUCUUCCCAAAGUUGGAGAAUUCUUCGAAGAAGUUACCUAUGCCGACCAGCCAGAAAGCGAAGCUAAAACCAUUGUCGAUGCGUACAUCAAAGAGGGUCGUUCAUACAGAAGCCGCUCGGGCUCUGGGUCUGAACCACCUUACAAACGCUCCAGAUUUGAAGACAGACCUCGUCACGGGGGCGGCUACAACAGGGAUCGAAGUUAUGAUGACCGUGGAGGCUACAGGCGAGGUGGUGGUGGGGGUGGCUCCUACCAGCGAUUUGGAGGACGGCCUUAUCACGGAGGAGGAGGAGGGGGCGGAUAUCGCGGCGGACGUGGAGGAGGGUAUCAUGACAGAAGGGAUCAUCGUGGCGGAGGGAGAGGUGGAGGUUAUGGUGGCGGUGGGUAUGGAGGUGGAGGCUACCGUCAGCAGCAGUCAUCAUACCGUCAGCACCAGCAGUCCAGUCAGCAGCAGAGACCUCGCUACCAGCAGAAUUACAACCAGCAGCAGGUGCAGAGCACUGCCCAGACAUCGUACUCGCCACAACAACAGCAGUAUGGCGCCAGCGCGGCCUACAACCAGUACUACAACUACAACCAAGGUUACCAGGCGGCCACAAGUUACCAACAAACUGGUUAUACACAACAACAGCAGGGCUAUGGACAGGCAGCCCAGCAGCCAGCAUACCAGAAUUACCAGAAUUACUACGCCGGUUACCAACAGCAGCAACAACAGCAGCAACAACAAUACGGCAGUUAUGGCUCUGGUAGCGGUUAUUAGGCCGUGUGAUGGACGUCCUUAGAGGAAAAUUGAGUGGACCUUACACGAAGUGUUUAUAGAAGUUGUUAGUGACAGUAGAUAGUUAGAAUUUGUUUAGUUUUUUUCUCUUGAGUUUGAUUUUAAGGGGGUAGAUGAUAGGAAGGUUAGAAAAUUAAGAUGUGAUAUACCGAAUUGUUCAUGCGGCUUUAAUUUGGAGACAUGUAACUUAAACGCAUUGCACUGACAUUUUUGUACCGUUCUUAAAACUAGAAGAAUUCCUUUUCUUUCUUUUUUUCAAGCUGAAGAGUUUUCCGCGAAAAUCGCAUGUUACAGGCCAGCUAUGGGAUAGGACAAUUUCUGCACCUGAGACCUGUUACCAUGGGUCGUGGAUUUAAACUGUAUACAUUUUCACGUUUCGUGUGCGAUGUAUUUGCUGUAGACCAGUGUUUGUCUUAAAGACAACUCUGUCAAGAGUCUCACGAAAACAGGGUCGAAUGGAUUGUUUUACAGAGAACGUGAAAUUCGAAUUGAAAUUUCUGCUUUUCAAAGAUGGUAAUUCGAGUGUGAGACGGUUAUUUGUUUCUUAAAAUUCUACAAAUUCUUCUGCGCCCUCACGUAAAAAAGGAUGUAGUUACUGUGGUGUAGAGGUUUUGUACUUGAGAUGUUUUUACUUAAAAUUAGAUUUUAAGGGCACUUUCUAUGCAUGCAUCUUUGAUGUACAGUUUGCUCGUUUGGGUAUUUUAGUCCAGGAAAGAAGUUGUGUAAGACCAGUCCUAGAGUUUGAUUUAAUGUGUGUAUACACUGUACUGAUGUCCUUGUUUGAUAUGCGUUGCUCUCUUGAUCAGUGUUUGUACAUUGGAUUUUAAAAUGAAAUUCACCUGUUGUGGAGACCAUAAAAAGAGCUUUUACAAUC
This is a messenger RNA of Orbicella faveolata, 3417 nucleotides long. RefSeq names its product heterogeneous nuclear ribonucleoprotein U-like protein 1. Gene Ontology annotation, molecular function: protein binding; RNA binding. The record is from RefSeq and is a predicted model, not a curated record. Gene Ontology annotation, biological process: alternative mRNA splicing, via spliceosome. Lineage: Eukaryota; Metazoa; Cnidaria; Anthozoa; Scleractinia; Merulinidae. Gene Ontology annotation, cellular component: nucleus.